This is a messenger RNA of Gymnogyps californianus (California condor), 3473 nucleotides long. It is a transcript of the gene MAP4, whose product is annotated as microtubule associated protein 4. Gene Ontology annotation, molecular function: microtubule binding. The record is from RefSeq and is a predicted model, not a curated record. Gene Ontology annotation, biological process: microtubule cytoskeleton organization; neuron projection development. Lineage: Eukaryota; Metazoa; Chordata; Aves; Accipitriformes; Cathartidae. Gene Ontology annotation, cellular component: neuron projection.
ACCAGGCGGCUCCGUCCCGGCGGCAGCCCCCCGUGCCCCCCCUCCGUCUCUGAUAAGCAGUUUCUGAAGACUGAAGGACCUGCUAAAGGGAACACCUGCUUUUGAGGUUGCAAAGGUGCUAAAGCAUGGCUGACUUGGAUCACAACCUCAGUCUUGCGGAUGCUCUGACAGAGCCACCUCCCGAGAUUGAGGAAGAAGUGAAAAGGGACUUCAUUGCCACUCUGGAAGCAGAGAAAUUUGAUGAUGUGGUUGGAGAAACAGUAGAUAAAACAGACUAUGUUCCUCUGCUGGAUGAUGAUGAAAAAGCUGGGAGCCAGGAACCAAAAAGCAAACCCCAUGCAGACGGUAUUCAGGUGGAACAUACUUCAGCUUCUGGGCCAACAGUUGUAGAAAAUGGUGACCAUGGAAUAGAAGAUCACCACACAGUCUUCAGAGAAAUCAUGGAUGAAAAGCUGUCUUACAAAGAAUUUCUCGAUCGCAAUGACUCCUGGACGAUGGAUGACAGAGACCUGUGCUUUGAAUCACAGCCCGUAUUCAAACCCAUGGAAAUGACUGACCCCUUCAGCAUGCACAGAGGCGAGAAUCUGCCUGAUUUAUCGUUUCCUACUGACAUGAAGAAUGUGCCGCUGUUCACGGACCAUGUUGAUGCUUCCAGAGACAUCCAUGCACCGCAUGGAUCUAUGAUGGUACCUGAACAACCUUUCUUGGGGCCCCUGUAUUCUCCUGCAGAGGCUCUAGACCCAUCAGCCUUCAUUGGCCUGGACCCAACUGCAGAAUUUCUGCAAGACAAAGCAGUGCCUGAAGAACAUUGGAUGGGAGCUCAGCAUGACGUGAAGGGACCAGAUGCCUCUUUCUUUGUUGAGCCACCAGUGACUGAAGCAAUAAAGCUGAAUUUGCCGGAAGGCCCUGCAGCAGUGGCUCCUGUUUUCGUUCCUGCUGCAGUAACAGCAUCCCCAGGAGAGGCUGAAGCUACUGAUGGACCAAAAGCAGAUGCAGCAUAUGUUCCUGCCUCGGAUGUCAUGUCCAUUUCUGCAGAAAAAGCUGGGUCCAUUCUUGCAGGAGACACCAAGCCUCCUCAAGCUCUGGAUGCUGGAUUUGCACCUACAGCAGAAGCCAGCCCUCUUCAGCCUAUGGAUGUUGGGUUUGCUCCUGCACCUGAAGCCAAGCCUCCUAAUGCUGUCAAUGAUGCAUCUGCCCCAGUGGCAGAUACUGGCUUCACCCCAGCAGCAGAUGCUAUGUCCCAUUAUGCUACAGAUUUGGAGUUUGCCCCAGCAGAAGAUGCAGGGUUUGCCCCAGCAGCAGAUGCAGAAUCUCACUAUGCUAUGGAUUUGGCAUUUGCCCCAGCAGCAGAUACUAAAUCUCAUCAUGCUGUGGGUUCUGAGUUUGCACCAGCAGCAGAUGCAGAGUUUGCCCCUGCAGCAGAAGUCAACCAUCUUCAUGCUAUGGAUUCUGGGUUUGCUCCUGUAGCAGAAGCCAAGCCUCUUCCUGCCAUGGAUUCUGGGUUUGCCUCUACAGAAGCUAAGUCUGUCUCCGCAGCUGACACCGAGAUUGCUGCAUCUGAAGAGCUGAUGACGUCUGAGUCUUCUCUUGAGCAAGACAAGUCACCUUUCGACAAGCCUCCUGCAGAAGCAACUGCAAAUGUGGAACCAGAAUCAAAAGUCCCAGAAGCUUGUGUUGAUCUGUUAGAGAAAGCUAAAGACAGCAGACCACCUCCCAGCCACCAUGAAGAGCAUCUUCCAGAACAGACAAACCAUCUUUCAGAACCAGCGGUUCCAGUAGAAGCAAAAGAAGCCGUUGCACUAGAAAAUAAAGACCUCCUUCCAGAAAAAUCUGUUACUACUGUGGAUGUUACUGUUACAGAGAAACAGAAGGAGGAGGCUGAACACAACCAUGUCCAACACGCAGAACCUCAGCAAGAAAAAACCCUGCAAGAGCCUACAGCAAAACCAGAAGAGACCAAACCAGCUGAAGCUGUGACAGGGAAUGAUAUCACAGCACCUCCCAACAAAGAGCUUCCUCCCAGCCCUGAGAAGAAGACAAAGCCUGCCGCAUCCACAUCAUCUACAAAGCCUGCAGCAACGAAAGCCAGGCCCCUGUCCGCUACCAGCCCCAAGCGGCCAGCCUCUGCCACGCCUGGCCCAAACAAAAAACCCACCAGCCCUACUGCAGGUCCUACUUCAGCCACUACUACUAAACGCCCAGCCACCAGUACUACACGUCCCUCCACCUUAACUCCCAAAGAGACUAAACCAAAGGUUGCAGAUGCGAAGACCACAGAUAAGCGGACCUCACUUUCAAAGCCUCCAUCAUCUGCCACUCCUAAAACUACUGUCAGGAGCACCCCUGCUACUCCUAGGACAACAGCGGCAUCGCCAGUCACCGCAGCUGCUGCUGCGAAAAAUACUGCUACUUCUCCACCGAAGAGGCCAACAUCUAUCAAGACUGAUGCAAAGCCUGCAGAUGCCAAGAAGACUUCUGCAAAGUCACCAUCAGCAGACAUAAGCCGCCCUAAGAGUGCUACUGGAAAUGCAGUAAAAAGUAGUGCCACCACUCCUUCUACCACCGCCUCCAGCGCACCUACUUUACCUGGAGUAGCCACCAGUCGUCCCAAAACCAAGCCUGCUGCAACCAAACCCACUGCAACCUCAACCGCAACAGCAGAUGCUAAAAAAACAACUGCUAAGGCUCCGACUAAACCCAGCACUGUUUCCAAGCCACCUCGCCCGACCAGCAGCGUUUCAGCUCCAGAUCUGAAAAAUGUACGUUCCAAAAUUGGAUCAACAGAUAAUAUUAAACAUCAGCCUGGUGGAGGAAAGGGGAAAAUAGAGAAAAAGCCAGAAUCAGCCGCUGCUGCACGAAAGUCUGAACCCAAUGCGGUCUCUAAAAUGGCUACUACUAAAACAACCGUAUCAAAAGAGGGUGCCCCAAAACAGCCCAAUGGGAAAGUCCAGAUAGUCUCCAAAAAAGCGAACUACAGCCAUGUUCAGUCCAAGUGUGGUUCCAAGGACAAUAUUAAGCAUGUCCCUGGAGGUGGGAAUGUGCAGAUCCAGAACAAGAAAGUUGACCUUUCCAAAGUGUCCUCGAAGUGUGGCUCCAAAGCAAAUAUCAAGCAUAAGCCAGGGGGAGGAGAUGUCAAAAUUGAGAACCAGAAGCUGAACUUCAAGGAGAAGGCCCAAGCCAAAGUGGGUUCUCUGGACAACGUGGGACACUUGCCAGCAGGAGGAACCGUGAAGGCUGAGGGGAGCGCGGAGCCAGGGCAGCUCCCGCCAGCCCCUCAGAAUGGAGAGGUGACAGCGGCCCAGGCAGGCAGUGAGAUGCGGGAGAAUGGCGUAGGGCCGGCAGUGCCCACUGCCCUGAGCGGUGGUGACCAAAGGGAAAUUCAGAGCUUCGAGACUCAGAUACAAGAAACAAAUUGAAUCUCACAAGCUGACGUUCCGUGAGGAGGCCAAGGCUCGAACAGACCACGGAGCGGA